Messenger RNA from Homalodisca vitripennis (glassy-winged sharpshooter), 861 nucleotides. RefSeq names its product Golgi-specific brefeldin A-resistance guanine nucleotide exchange factor 1-like. The record is from RefSeq and is a predicted model, not a curated record. The coding region runs from base 319 to 861 and encodes 180 amino acids. The transcript has 6 exons. Lineage: Eukaryota; Metazoa; Arthropoda; Insecta; Hemiptera; Cicadellidae.
UUGCAUGUGGAAUUUUGUAGUUGGAGUUUGAUAGAUUCAAGAUUGUGUGAUUGUGUAUCAAUCUAAAUUUUUUCAUCAUGUUUAACGGUGAAAGUACAACUUCGGUUACAUUUUUAUUUAUUACAAAUAUAUGUUUGUUUAAUUUGUAUAGUGUUGAAUGUUAAAUAAAAACUUAUUUAUCAAUAAUUGUUAUAGAAGUCUGAAUGUAACAACACUGUGAGUACUGCCAGAAAUUAGGCUAGGCAUAGGCCUAUCAUGUACAUAAUUACUUUUUCGGAAAUUUGACCUAAUAACAUUUUUUAAAUAGAGUUUUACAAAAUGGCUUUCCCUGGUAACGGCGUUUACGUAGUCCAGGGGGAAAUGUCUAUUCUCCUGACAGCAAUGAGAAGAGGUGCAAGAUGGUCUUCCCAUUCUCACCAGGACGAGGAAAAUGAUAUUUUGAUCAAAGGAUUUGCAGCUUUAAAAGAUGUUUUGAACUCUGUUGGUGACUUAAGAGCUCUAGACCCUUUGCAUUUUCUAGAUCCAUUUCUUGAAGUAAUCAAGUCAGAAGAAACAACAGGACCUGUGACAAGUUUGGCACUUUCUUCAAUCAGCAAGUUUUUAUCAUAUGGACUUAUCGAACCAGGAGGGAAGUCGGUGCCGGCUGCUGUGGAAAGGAUUGCAGACGCUGUGACGCACGCAAGGUUUGUGGGCACCGACCAGGCCAGCGAUGGCGUGGUGCUCAUGAAGAUUCUGCAGGUUUUAAGGACGUUAAUUCUGUCUCCCAUCGGUAUAAUGCUGACCAACGAUAGCGUGUGUGAAAUAAUGCUCAGCUGUCUCAGAAUUUGUUUUGAAACCCGUUUAAGUGCGUCCAGAUGGUGA